Messenger RNA from Ciona intestinalis (vase tunicate), 2613 nucleotides. Its product is annotated as b(0,+)-type amino acid transporter 1-like. The record is from RefSeq and is a predicted model, not a curated record. Gene Ontology annotation, cellular component: membrane. NCBI's taxonomy places the organism in Eukaryota, Metazoa, Chordata, Ascidiacea, Phlebobranchia, Cionidae. Gene Ontology annotation, biological process: amino acid transmembrane transport. Gene Ontology annotation, molecular function: L-amino acid transmembrane transporter activity.
AAUAAAGUACGUAUUCACUACAACAUACAAUCAUGUAGCUUACUCAAUCACGCAUGUAAAACAACAAACAAGUAAUUUAAGACUACAUUUAAACGGGACCAAUAAAAAUCAAAAUUUAAGUACACAUAAAAUUUUUAAAAGUUAUCUAAAAGUUUCUUUAAACUUUAAAAAAAAACGAAACAGCCUCUUUAAGAUCGCGCAAAAUCGAACCGCCAGAAAAAUUGUAUAUUACAUUAGCGCACGAAAAAGAAAUAUCAAAACCCAGAGGCAAUUUAAGUUGUGUUUUGGGUUAUAAACAUAUAAAUAGCAUAGUCUGUGUGUAUCGUUUGCGCUCUUAUGACCAUUUGUGAAAAAAUCGGGGAGAAAUUUUGAGUAACGAAAGGUUUUAGAGAGUUUUUAUUACUUCUUUAUAUAUUCUUCUGUUAUCAGUAGUUCGAAUUCCAACCUAAUUUUCAAUACUAGCAGUCAACAACUUUGUUUUAGUUAUAUUAAUAUCGAUUAUACAGAGAUGAGGAUGCUGUCGAACGGUACUUAACAUUUGUUUUCGUCUGUCGUUAAAUAGUAGGGACUCGUAGAGCAAGAUUUUAUAAAAGUGUCCGAACCUGACCCCGUUUACCAACUUCUCCCACACUUUAAAAUUAUUCUUUAUUACGCAUAGUUAACUUUCUCAGCUUGUUUUAAUACAGCCGAAAACUUAAACAGUUUUGUGGUUUUAAAAUUUAAACAUGUGAAGGGUAGACUAUCUGUUCGGAAACACAUUGUAUAUGACUAAGACAAUAAAUCUCGAUAAACUCCUUAUAACAAAGUUUUCAUAAAUGUCCACAACAUACAAAUGGACUUCAUGGCUGAUUGUUUAAACUUUAAAGUCUGGCGUUGUCACCAAUGCAUUGACGCUUAAUUCCUUCCUGCUCAAGGGUUUAAUUAAGCAGUCGUGCUUUGUCUCAGUGUAGCAGCAACAAAUCACUGGUUCCGUAUGUUUGGUGCUCGGGUAAUGGCUCUAGUUUAAAUCCUAAUGGUUCCAUAGCGUGCCUCGCAGUAGGACCUUGUCCAUAAAGUAUAGAAUACUUAUCCGCUAAAGAGCCAGUGUUAGUUUUAACGCAAGAUUGUUGAGUUAAAUAUUACUACAGAAUUCAGAGCAUUGCAGCAAGUAGUAGUAAAAUAUGACGAGCAAAAGCGACACAUUCACCACCGAACGAUCCAUUGAACUAUUCAGUGCAAUUUAUGUUUCAGUUGGAGUUAUAGUUGGAUCUGGAAUAUUCGUUUCACCAAAUGGCGUUUUCGCCGCUGCGAACUACAGUGUUGGUGUCACGUUGAUUAUUUGGGUAUUUGGUGGACUGAUUGCUAUGCUUUCAACACUGUGCUACUGUGAACUCGCAACUUCGAUACCAGAGUCGGGUAGCGAUUACACUUACCUUACAUACGCGUAUCAUCCAGCAUUGGCAUUUCUUAUACCGUGGAUGAACACUUUGUUACCUACAGCUGACUCUAUUUUAAUGCUGACAUUUGCCCGCUACGCUGUUGAGCCGUUUUUCGAGUGUACGACACCGCCCGUUCAAAGCGUGAAACUUAUUGCCAUUUGCUUACUUUUGUUUAUCACAGCUAUCAAUGUACUCAGCGUGAAAAGCGCCGUUCGUAUGCAGAUAGCGUUCGCAUGGUGUAAGCUGGCUGCAAUAUCUUUCAUCGUUGUCAGUGCGGUUAUUUUCUGCAUGAAAGACAGUUCUGUUGCUUCAGAAAAUUUCCGUAACGCUUUCGAAGGAAAAUCAUUAAAAGGAAUUUCGUUUUUGACUUUGUCCAAAGCUUUUUAUACGGUCACGUGGUCUUAUCAAGGAUGGAAUUCUUUGUGUCACGUGACGGAGGAAAUUAAAGAACCUGGAAAAACAAUUCCAAAAGCUUCACUUCUUACAAUAGCUGCCGUGGUGGUUAUCUAUCUUGCCAUUAAUACUGCAUACUUCUCUGUGUUGUCAGUUGAUGAAAUGGCAUCUUCUAAGAUCGUUGCAUUACCAUUCGCAUUGAAAGCGAUGGGGGGAGCAUCAUGGAUAGUUCCUCUUACAGUUUGCCUGUGCACUGCUGGGUCUUACAAUGGUGGCGUUUUAACAUACGGUAGAUUGUCUUACGUGGCAGCCAGACGUGGACAUUUACCGCAGGUUUUUAGAAUGCUCCAUGUUCACAAACGCAUCCCAAUACCUGCACUUAUUCUCAACAACAUCGGCUCAAUUGUUUUGAUAUGCAUUGGAGAUUUUGAAAUUUUAAUACAAAUUUUUGGAUUCGUAAAUUGGAUCUUUACCGGACUCAGUUCUCUCUCUGUGUUAAUCUUAAGAAAACGGCUUCCUAAACUAACCCGCCCCUACAAGGUUCCAACCGUUGUCCCAAUCAUUAUGUCAGCGGUUUCUUUUUUCUUUGUCAUUCUCCCGUUAUUGAACAACCCACACUUCUUAUAUCUUUACGCACUUAUGUAUUUCGCAUUAGGUCUUACGUUUUAUUAUAUAUUUGUGCAUUGCGGCUGCGUUUUACCUGGUGUAGUCCGAACCACAAUUUUUAUUCAAACGUUGCUAAAAGUGGCACCGGUUCAGUGGAAACCCGAAGGCGUUCAAAAGAUGAAGAAGUUAUAGUAUU